This is a messenger RNA of Drosophila novamexicana, 4944 nucleotides long. RefSeq names its product synaptojanin-1 (gene Synj). Gene Ontology annotation, biological process: phosphatidylinositol dephosphorylation; synaptic vesicle endocytosis. The transcript has 4 exons. Lineage: Eukaryota; Metazoa; Arthropoda; Insecta; Diptera; Drosophilidae. Gene Ontology annotation, molecular function: phosphatidylinositol-4,5-bisphosphate 5-phosphatase activity; nucleic acid binding. Bases 284 to 4018 code for a protein of 1244 amino acids. The record is from RefSeq and is a predicted model, not a curated record.
UCGGGGGCGUAUUGAAAAAUUCUUGGCCAAUGCCUGUUUGUAAUUGUUUAUUUUAUAUUUAAUGCUUGCCUGUUGAUUUUUAGCACGCCUCAUCAGCUUUGGAUAAUUAUUAUAUGCAUAUUUGUCUUUAUUAAUGUACACAAAGAGCUUACAAUGCAAAUUUCAAAUGGUUUUGUUUACUUGCAGAUGCUCUGGCCGCUGCUGAAGCGGCGUUCAAGUGCUUAAAGCCAGUCAAAUUCAGUUCAUCCACAACAGGCAAGCAACGUAGAUCGGCAGUGGAACGAUGGCGAUGUCCAAGGUAAUACGCGUGCUGGAAAAGUCAAUAGCGCCCUCUCCCCAUAGCGUUUUACUGGAGCAUCGCAACAAGACCGACUGCAUCCUCUUCGAAUCUCAUGUUUGUGCGCUUCUUACGCAGCAGGAGAAUGUCAUACGCAAGCAGUACACGAAGGUGUGCGAUGCAUAUGGCUGUUUGGGCGCACUUCAGCUGAAUGCUGGCGAGAGCACAGUACUCUUCCUGGUACUUGUCACCGGCUGCGUGUCCAUGGGCAAAAUUGGCGAUGUGGAAAUUUUUCGCAUAACGCAGACAACAUUUGUGUCGCUGCAGAAUGCAGUGCUCAACGAGGACAAAAUUAGCGAGGUGCGUAAGCUGCUCAACUCGGGCACCUUUUAUUUCGCACACUCGAAUCCAUCGGCCGCCGGCGGUGGGGCAGCAGUUGGAGCUGCGCACAGCAGCAAGUUUGACAUUACGCUGUGCGCACAGCGACGUCACCAGACGGCGGAGACGGACAAUCGUUUCUUUUGGAACCGCAUGAUGCACAUACACCUUAUGCGAUUCGGCAUUGACUGCCAGUCCUGGCUGCUGCAAACCAUGUGUGGCUCAGUGGAGGUGCGCACCGUUUACAUAGGUGCCAAACAGGCGCGCGCUGCUAUCAUAUCCCGGCUGAGCUGCGAGCGUGCGGGCACGCGUUUCAAUGUGAGAGGCACCAACGACGAGGGCUACGUGGCCAACUUUGUAGAGACGGAACAGGUUAUCUACGUGGACGGCGACGUCACCAGCCAUGUACAGACGCGUGGCUCAGUACCGCUCUUCUGGGAGCAGCCGGGCGUUCAGGUGGGCUCACACAAGGUAAAGCUCUCGCGUGGAUUUGAAACCUCUGCGGCUGCCUUUGAUCGCCACAUGAGCAUGAUGCGGCAACGCUAUGGCUACCAGACGAUUGUUAACCUGCUUGGCAGCUCCAUGAUUGGCAGCAAAGAGGGCGAGGCGAUGCUGAGCAACGAGUUCCAGCGUCAUCAUGGCAUGUCAGCACACAAGGAUGUGCCGCACGUGGUCUUCGACUACCAUCAGGAGUGCCGCGGCGGAAACUUCUCGGCGCUGGCCAAGCUCAAGGAACGCAUGGUAGCCUGCGGCGCCAAUUAUGGCAUAUUCCAUGCCACUAACGGACAGGUGUUACGCGAACAAUUUGGCGUCGUGCGCACCAACUGCCUCGAUUGCUUGGAUCGCACAAAUUGUGUGCAGACGUAUCUGGGCCUGGACACACUCAAUCUGCAGCUGGAGGCCCUCAAACUGGGCGGUAAGCAGCAGAACAUUUCGCGUUUCGAGGAAAUAUUUCGUCAGAUGUGGAUCAAUAAUGGCAAUGAGGUCAGCAAAAUCUAUGCUGGCACCGGCGCCAUACAGGGCGGCUCAAAGCUGAUGGACGGUGCGCGCUCUGCGGCACGCACUAUUCAAAACAAUCUCUUGGAUAACUCCAAACAGGAAGCAAUCGAUGUUCUUCUCGUGGGCUCGACACUCAGCUCGGAGCUGGCAGAUCGUGCGCGUAUACUGCUGCCCUCCAAUAUGUUGCACGCGCCCACAACUACGCUGCGGGAGCUUUGCAAGAGAUACACGGAGUAUGUCCGUCCCCGGAUGGCGCGCGUUGCUGUGGGCACAUAUAACGUGAAUGGCGGCAAACAUUUUCGCAGCAUUGUGUUCAAGGACUCGCUGGCGGAUUGGUUGCUAGACUGUCAUGCGUUAGCUCGCUCCAAGGCGCUGGUGGAUGUCAACAAUCCAUCGGAACAUGUUGACCAUCCCGUGGACAUCUAUGCCAUCGGCUUCGAGGAGAUAGUCGAUCUGAAUGCAUCGAAUAUAAUGGCAGCCAGCACAGACAAUGCCAAACUGUGGGCCGAGGAACUCCAGAAGACCAUUUCGCGGGACAACGACUACGUCCUGCUAACCUAUCAGCAGCUGGUGGGGGUCUGCCUGUACAUCUAUAUAAGGCCGGAGCAUGCGCCCCACAUACGUGACGUGGCCAUUGACUGUGUGAAAACUGGUUUGGGUGGUGCAACUGGCAAUAAGGGUGCCUGCGCAAUUCGAUUUGUCCUGCACGGUAGCUCCAUGUGCUUUGUGUGCGCCCAUUUUGCUGCAGGCCAAUCGCAAGUGGCUGAACGUAACGCCGACUAUGCGGAAAUCACACGGAAAUUGGCAUUUCCCAUGGGCCGCACGCUAAAAUCGCAUGACUGGGUGUUCUGGUGCGGCGAUUUCAACUAUCGCAUUGACAUGGACAAGGAUGAGCUGAAGGAGUGCGUGCGAAAUGGAGAGCUGUCCACGGUGCUAGAGUUCGAUCAGCUGCGCAAGGAACAGGAAGCUGGCAAUGUGUUCUCCGAGUUUCUUGAGGGUGAAAUCACCUUUGAUCCGACCUAUAAGUACGAUCUGUUCAGCGAUGACUACGACACCUCGGAGAAACAGCGUGCGCCAGCCUGGACAGAUCGCGUGCUCUGGCGUCGGCGCAAAGCCCUGGCCGAAAGCGAUUUCGGUGGCGUCGGCGCAGCUGCAUGGAACCCUGGCAAGCUUAUACAUUACGGACGCUCAGAGCUAAAGCAGAGCGAUCAUCGACCCGUCAUUGCCAUCAUCGAUGCUGAGAUAAUGGAAAUCGAUCAGCAGCGCAGGCGUGUUGUCUUCGAUCAGGUCAUUCGAGAUCUGGGACCACCUGACUCUACCAUUGUGGUACAUGUGCACGAGCAGUCUGCGGAUGCAGAUGAGGAUGGGCCAACCAUUUACGAUGAGCAUGUAAUGGCAGCGCUCAUAGCCGAGCUCUCAAAAAUGGGCGAGGUAACCUUGGUGCGAUAUGUCGAGGAUACCAUGUGGGUAACCUUCCGCAAUGGGGAAUCGGCGCUCAAUGCGGCCGCCAAGCGGAGCACAGAGGUCUGCGGCUUAGAACUGGUCUUCGAGCUAAAGACGCCCGACUGGCCACAACAGGUGGACAAUGAAAUCGAACUAUGCACCUCCAACACCAUACCGCUGUGCUCAAAUCCUGCAGAGCAGGCACAGCUGAUGCAGUUGACGCCAGAGGUGCCACAACGGCCCAAGCAGCCACCGACACGUCCGGCGCCAGCGCGUCCACCUAUGCCUAUGUCACCAAAGAACUCGCCACGUCAUCUGCCUCACGCGGGUGUCAUUAGCAUUGUGCCGAAGCCCAAUAAGCCCCCGAUGCCGCCACAGCCCAUGCAGACGCCAUUGCAACCAGUUCAGGUUGCGCCACCGCGACCGCCCGCCAUGGUGGGUGAUACUACGCCUUCAUCCAAAUCACAGUCACCCACGGAGCUGGGUUCGCCGCUACAUGCUACGUCUGUGAGCUCAUCAAACUCAUCCUCUGGCAAAGCUUCACCCACAGCCGCUGCACUACCCUCUGGACCACCUACGCCACCGCGCCAGAUGCAGAGCAAACAAGCAACGCCCGUGUCAACGCCCACGCGGCAGUCCAAGCAAGCUUCCCUGGAGCAACCUUCGCCAGAUACCGUUUAUGAAACGGCCAGCAAUAUAUAUGAGGAGAUACAAGAUGAUGUUCCGGCUCCACGUCAUCCGCCGCCAGCAGCUCCGCCGCCAGUUAUUUGUGCUGUUGAUAGUCCACGACGGCAGCCAAUGCCCACAGGAGCUGCUCCACUGGGUCCACCACCACCGCUGCCCAAUCGUCGUGGACCUCCGCCAAUACCAAAUCGCAGUGGCAAUGCGCCGCCGCUACCUACACGGCCCACAAACAACUAAGCAGGAUGCCAAGGGCACACAGUCUAGCACUUAAUAUUGAUUGCAGUCCACUCUAUUACAUUCCGAGUUGUUGUAUUUAUCUAUGGAAGUCGCAUAACUUAUUAUAAGAAUAUAUAUUUUUUGCCAAUUGUAUUGUAGAUAUCAUUUAUCUAAAGUGUUUAUGCUAAAGAGUUCCCAGGCAAUAAUAAUAACCGAAUUGGCAACAUAUGCAUGCAAUAGGCAUAAAGAAAUGAUUGUAAAUCAAACAAAGCUUGGUUAGUUGCUUUAAAAUCGAAUGUUCUGUUUCUGUUAUAUUAACACGCUUUAUUACUUAACCAACACACUGGGCGGACGUACUCACUAAUGCACCAAAUAAAUAAGUAUUUACGUAUUUAUGUUAUUGAUAGCGAGCAAUCUAAACAAAACAAAAUAAAACAUAAUAAAGUAUUAAAUUAAAUUUACACAUGUCUGUACAUGUUUAAACAUUUGUAGCCGUACUAGUCAAAUUAAAAAUAAAAGAAAAGGUUUAGCUGAAAGUAUAAACAAAGAACAAAAAGCAAAUAAUGAAACUUUUAUGAGUUGUUGUUACAGCUUCAACGAUGAGAGCUCGCAAUAUUAUAACUUAUAUCAUUUGUUAUCAGAGUUUGCUUCAAAAAAGGCAACAAAAACAGAAAUAAUAAUAAUAGUUAAAACUAUGGAAAAACCUUUCACAUAUAAAGAUACUAGCUAAAGUGUUGAAACUACAAUGAGUUGAACUGUACAACUAUUUAUUGCAUUAGACUUUAAUCGGACGAAGUUAAUGCACAUACAUAUACGAAAACAAUAUCAAAGAAAAAUGCAAACUAUGUUAAAAUAAUGUUGAUGUUACAGAAAUAUGAAGUUGUAUAAAUGUUUAAUCAUCCAAUCGAUAAAUAAAUUAAUAAAUAUGAUGCAUAUAUAAUACAAAC